Molecule: messenger RNA, 387 nt
Organism: Metopolophium dirhodum (rose-grain aphid)
Lineage: Eukaryota; Metazoa; Arthropoda; Insecta; Hemiptera; Aphididae
Exons: 1
Coding region: 1-387 (128 amino acids)
Source: RefSeq, a predicted model, not a curated record
AUGCCAAACCUGAGAGGGCCAAGACAAAAAAACAGGAAGCUGCUGGCUUGCGUAGUCACGUCAAGGCUGCUGUACGCAGCACCCAUUUGGUCCAAAUCAAUGUUGGUAAAAGGAUGGAAGAAACUGGCAGUCGUCCAUCGGCAGUCACAACUAAGAUCCCUGUGUUGCUACAGCACCGUUUCCUACGAGGCGGCUGCUGUUAUAUCCGGCAUCCCACCAAUCCGCUUGCUAGCAAAGGAGAGGAUGGACGUCUACAACGGGAAAAAUAAAGUAGAGGCGAGGAACGAACUCGUCAAAAAUUGGCAGAGAGAGUGGACCGAGUGCUCGAACGGAAAUGGUAAAUGGACACUCAGGUUCAUCCCUCAUAUUUAUGUGUGGCUUUGUUAA